Molecule: messenger RNA, 251 nt
Organism: Staurois parvus
Lineage: Eukaryota; Metazoa; Chordata; Amphibia; Anura; Ranidae
Source: the annotation of a GenBank genome assembly
GGCACUGAUGGGUGACACUGAAAGGCAGCUCAGAUGGGCACUGAUAUGUGGCAUUGAUGUGCACUGUUAGGCACUGAUAUGUGGCAUUGAUGUGGCACUGAUGGGCACUGGAACAUCGCACAGAUGUGCACUGACAGCUGGCACUGAUGGACACUGACAGGUGGCACUGCUGGGGUUACACUGAUCAUCAGGGCACACUGAUCAUCAGUGCUCUGAUGCGGCUCUCCUCUCGAGCUGUCAGCGUGACAGCU